Rhizophagus irregularis DAOM 181602=DAOM 197198 is the source of this 966-nucleotide messenger RNA. The record is from RefSeq and is a predicted model, not a curated record. NCBI's taxonomy places the organism in Eukaryota, Fungi, Glomeromycota, Glomeromycetes, Glomerales, Glomeraceae.
AUGGCAUACUUAGAUAAGAAAGUACCAGAACUGCGUGAUAUAUGUGCAGCUUUGGGACUCCCUAAAACUGGUAAAAAAAACGAUUUAUUAUUACGCUUAGAACAACAACAGCAACGACAACAGCAACAACAACAACAACAACAAGAAAGUUUUAUAAAGCAAGAAACGAACGAAAUGCAAAUAGAUUCUGUUCCUAUUAUUCAACAACAACCACAACAACAACAGCAGGAAGUUCCAACUUCUCCACAUGUUUCAGGGACUGGUCCUUCACAUGAACAUAUAAAGUACGAAUAUGAAUCAGAUGGUCUAUUACAUGCGAUGAAUGUAGAAGAAAUUCCUACUGAAGAUUCAUCUAUAGAACAGAAUAUACCUUCCAAUGUUGAAAUGUCUAAUGAAUAUCCACAAUCAUCAAUAGAUCCUGUAGAACAUCAGCAAAAAAUUGAUCAACCUCCCACAGUUUCAUCUUCAGUAGCAACAUCACCAAUAGCAACUCAAAAUGAUGUGACCAAAGUUGAAGUAUCCACAAAUUUUGAACAAAAUAAUCAUGAUCAGUCCAAACCUUCUGAAUCUUCAGAGAAAACAUCAUCAUCUACAUAUCAAAAGGAUGAUAUUCGAUCUGAGAUAAAACGUGAACUAGCUCGUCUCAUGACGGAAAGAAAAUCACUGAAUUUAAAUAGUUCAAAAAUGUUUUCAAGGGGAAUCAUGAUGAAUCAAGGUCAAACGAAUCAAGGUCAAACGAAUCAAAAUAAACCACCACCAUAUGAUUAUGAAUCCUUAUUGGAUAUAAUGAAAAAAUCUGAAAUAUAUAAUGAUGGGGAAAUACCUGAAUGGUUAAGAUAUGAUUAUGACACAACAUUGGGAACAAAAAAAUUUGGUGAAUCAGAAUGUUUACGUAAUAUUGGAAUACCUGCCGAGGAUUUUUUCUUGCCUAUGCCUAUGCCUAUUGUGACUAAUGUGACUAAUUGA